CUUGUGUGUAAGGCAAGGUGGGAUAUCAGACCUACCAUUACAGCGACUUCACCACCACCGAAACCCACCACCAACUCGCCCAGCCACCACAAAGACUCGCCCACCAUGAGCGACACAAUGAAGCGCAAGCGCGCGGGCCUGCAGAAGCUGCACAAUCUGCCGAUGCUCCAAAACCUGAUCCGCCGCGACCCACCCUCAUACCGCGAGGAGUUCCUGCGGCAGCAUGGGCACUACGAAUCGCAGCGCCUAAUCUUCAUCUCGCAGCCGACGGCGGCCAAUACCGAGGCGUUCACGGAGCUAAUCGGAUUCAUGUCCGCGGUCGCCUCCUCGUACCCCGACAUUACCUCGACCUUUGCCGACGACCUGGCGCAAUUGCUGCUGAAGAACCAUGGAUCGCUCGACCAUGACCUACGCGCAAAGAUUGUCCAGUCCCUCGUUCUCAUGCGGAAUAAGGAUGUCAUCACUUCUUCGGCGCUGCUGCAGACGCUGUUCCCAGUCCUCACUACCACCACGAGUAAACAGCUGCGCGGUCAGAUCUACAAGUCGGUGGUCACAGAUCUGAAAAAUUCGAACAACAAGACGAAAAACCAUAAGCUGAAUAAAGCUGUCCAGGCAGUCCUGUUUGAGCUGGUCGAGGCGGGCAAGGAGGAUCAUACGUCCACUGCGGGCCUGUGGGCGGUCAAGCUGACGAGAGAGCUAUGGAAGCGUGGUGUGUGGGAUGAUGCUCGGACGGUCGAGAUCAUGAAGGAGGCAUCGUUGAGUGCCAAUCAGAAGGUCAUGAGCGGUGGUAUCAGAUUCUUCUUGGGCGUGGAUCAGGAGAGGGAGGACCUGGAGAAUGAGAGUGAGGACGAGACUGUGGAUUUGGGACGGGUGAAGCAUCAGAUGCAAAUCAACAAGAAGAAGGGAAAUUCGUGGAAGAAACUGGAGAAAGCGCAGAUGCAGCUGAAGAAGAAAGAGAAAAACAAGCUUAAGCCACACCCCCUCAACUUCUCCGCCCUUCACCUUCUCCAUGACCCGCAAGGUUUCGCCGACCUUCUGUUCUCCAAGCACCUCUCGCGCAACAACAAGCUCACCCUGGAGCAAAAAAUCCUGGUCCUACAACUAGUCUCGCGUCUCGUGGGACUGCACAAGCUCAGCGUACUAGGCCUAUACUCGCACCUCCUCAAAUACCUGACCCCCCGCCAGCGGGACGUAACACAAAUCCUGAUCGUGGCGGCCCAAGCCACGCACGAUCUGGUGCCGCCGGACUGUUUGGAACCGAUCGUGCGGAAGAUCGCGGUCGAGUUCGUGUCGGAGGGAGUAGCGGGCGAGGUCGCAACCGCGGGGUUAAAUGCCAUCCGCGAGAUCUGUGCGCGUGCGCCGCUGGCUAUGGACUCUACGCUCCUCCAGGAUCUGGUCGAGUACAAGGGCUCGAAAGAUAAGGGUGUCAUGAUGGCGGCCCGCUCGCUCAUCACCCUGUAUAGAGAGGUGGCGCCAGAGAUGCUGAAGCGCAAGGACCGCGGGAAGGUCGCGAGCAUGGGAAUGGCUGAGCACACUACGCUGCGGUAUGGUCAGGAACAGGAGGGUACCAUCGAGGGUCUCGACCUGCUGGAAGCGUGGAAGGAAGAGCAGAAGGCCGCCAAGCGGGCGGAGCUUGGCUUGGAUACAGACGACGAGGACGAGGAAGAGGGCGAAGAGGAUGCCUGGGCCAAGUGGGAGGUUGAGGACGACUCCAGCGACGACGAGGACGGUGCUGGUUGGGUCAAUGUCGAGAGCGACGGCGAGGACAUCAAUAUCAGCGACAGUGAGGACGAGGGCGAGCCGAGAAAGCAGAAGAAGAAGGUCAAGCUUUCUGGUGAUGAUGACGAUGAGGCGGUGAAACCCGAGGCUGUCAAGACGGAGGAGAAGAAGCUCUCGAUGCUCGCUACGACGAAGAUCCUUACGCCCGCAGACUUUGCGAAGCUGGAGGAGCUGCGGCAGGCCGCUGGACUCGCGAAGAUCAUGGGCAAGAAGCUGACUCACGAAGACGCCGUCGAGAAGAACAUGAUCGAAGGCCGGCUCCGGCGCGGCAAGUCCGACAAGGACGCGCGCGUAGAGGCAGUGAUGGAGGGCCGCGAAGGGCGAGAAAAAUACUCAUCCAACCGCGGGAAAAAGCUGGGCGAGAAGCCGCACUCCACCACCAACAGGGAGAAGUCGCGGAAAAAGAACUUCCUCAUGACGCUCAGAAAACAUAAGAGUGGCCAGAAGAUGAAGCUGGUCGAGACGAGACGACUGCUCAAGGAGAGUAAGGAUAAGCGCCAGGGAAAGAAGAGGUAGUGGGUGAGUCUUUACAUAUAUGUCUCGGCCGUAUGUAAAUGUAUACAUAGUCGAACGGGCGAUCUGCAGUGCGGCCGGCCGGCAGUAAUUCACGCGGGAAAAGAGAGAAUACCU
Molecule: messenger RNA, 2409 nt
Organism: Tricharina praecox
Lineage: Eukaryota; Fungi; Ascomycota; Pezizomycetes; Pezizales; Pyronemataceae
Product: SDA1-domain-containing protein
Exons: 4
Coding region: 106-2295 (729 amino acids)
Biological process (GO): ribosomal large subunit export from nucleus; ribosomal large subunit biogenesis
Cellular component (GO): nucleolus
Source: RefSeq, a predicted model, not a curated record